UAAACUCUUUCUAGAUUGGCUUAUUGGCAGGUUUAUAUAUUAUAUAUCCAACAAUACCGUGUAUGUAGCUUUUGGAAUUAGAAUUGUAAGCUCCUCCCUAAAAUGCAGUCAGAUUAAAUACAUUCCUUUAAAUUAAACACAGAUAAUGAGUUAUGGGGUUUCUUAUACUAGUCUCAAAAUAACUUAUAGUUUAGUAUUGCUAUUGUAUUUAUUUUUAAACAAGCUUCUUUAAAGACGACAACCAACAACUACUUAUUGUCUACUUUCUCGAUGUUACAACAUUUUAGCGCAAAUAGAUAUUUCAUUAAAAUUCAACUCCAACAAUUUACACACAACAGAAUGAGUGAUUGCCUACUAAAACAACAAAACAACAACAACAAAAUACACUGUAAAUGCAUUAAUUUUCCAAUCACGAAAACCCCAGCAAAGAAGUUUACGCCUCUUCAUGUACGCCAAAAUAUAAAUAAAUACUCAUUCUUAUUAGCGGCACCGAUACUCAUUACCACAAAAGCUAGAACAGUAAUCAAACAGUGAGCUGCGUUUCUUCGGGUGUAUGUAUGUGUGUGUGUUCGUAUUUUGGACUGAGUGCAAUGCGCAAUGGUUUGAGUGCGUUGAUUUCGACUUGUCAUAAGAGAAUGCAGGAAAAAACAAACACAAAUAACAACAACAAUAGCAUUUGCUUGACAUUUUUCUAUGCGAAAGAGAUGGCAAAUAGCAGCGAAAGAUAUGCUCUUAGAGGCAAAGUAAAUGCUUUGUAAAUGUUGAGAAAUUGCAGUUCCAUUUUUACAAGUCCUCAGCGCAAUAAUACUUUGGCGUGCAUGUAAGGCAGAGAAAGAGUGUCCAGUAUUCUGUACUCUUUCACGUUUUCUUAAGCGCUCUGUGUUGAUGGCAAGUAAAAAAUUGCAAUAAGCGCACAUACUUUUCCACCAAACAUGCCAACUCAACCAAUACAAAGAGGUUUGAAAAAAUUCUAGCAGCGACUGCGCUGUUCGCGCAAGCAGCGGCAGAGCUUGUGGUGAAAACUCACGCCAUUCUGAACAAACACACACACACACACACAUAUACAACCAUUGAAGUUGCUUGCGCUUGUAGUGGUGCCGCGACAGUGUGAGCUUGAAUGCAGGCGCUCGAGUAAGUAAGUGAGUGAGUGAGUGAGCGCGCGUGAGUGUAUUGGUAUUUUUGCCAGCACUCACACACAUACACACACAUUAUAGUGUGGUCUUGCUUGCGGUGUGUCCUGACGCUUUUUUACACCCCAUCUAGUCUACCGGCUGCGUUGUUGAAUGGCAGAAAUGGAAAAAAAUUGCUUCAAAUUUUUUAACUCAAAAUGAGUGAGCGCCAGGUAUGAGUUGGUGAGCACGCUGCAGUUGAGCAGCUAGCAAGCAGUGUUGUUGACUGUUGUCGAGCGCGGCGCUGCGAGUGAGUGAGUUGGUAGACCAUUUAGUUGGGUUCUAUGAAUGUUCUAGUAGUGACGAGCGGUGGGGCGCUUGUGUGCGAAUGUGCAUUGCUGCUCAAUGCAUUGGUGGUGUCGCAUGCUUGCACAUAUACAUUUUGUAUUUUUGUAUUUGUAAGCUUUGUGCAAUUUUUCUACUUCUCCGUAUGUCUCUUUACUUGUAUGUAUGUGUACUUGUUUCAUUAGCGUGUUGCGCUCGCAUGUAUGCUUUCAUAUGUUUUUGGUUUUUGUGGCGAGCGCUGUGUUCUGAGCGCCAAUGUUGUCUGCUGGCUUACAAACACAAGCGCGCCUUUUUUCCAAAUAAAUUUAUAGAGCGCAAAGCCAUUAGUGUUGUGUUGUGCGAAUUCUCCCCUUUAUGGCAUGUAGUGGCAGCGCUCAGCUGUGCGCGUUGUAAUGCAUUUUUUACGGUUCUUAUUGGUGCUCGCCACCUAAUUAAUGAGCGCAUUGAGUGCAAAAGUGCAGCGCGUUCUUUAGUUGCUGCUCGAAAAUUGAAAAACAAUAUUAUACCGUGUCUCUGUAAACAUACACUCCUCUAUCGUGUACAAUUUUUUUGAAUAUUCUGCCGGUGCUUCCAUUCGUUUGCGCCAAUGUCAUUCAUGCUAGUCUCAGCGAGCGCCUUCCGCCCCACAUGCUAAAAAACACUGCAUUCUUACUCACUACCAUAGCGCUGCUCUCUUUGUUCUGUUGCAUGCAUGCGCUCGCUUGCGGCGCUCUUUACUGAGUAAAAUUGCAAUAUGCCGUUUUUUAUUUCGUCUUGUCACCGCAUUCGCUGCAGCGCGCCAAUCGUGCAUUUUAGCUGCCAUUGCUUGCAUUGGUGGAUGUAAGCGCGCCAUGCCGCUCUAGCGCUGCAACGUUGCUUAAGUAUUUCGUUUAUUUUUUUUGGUUCGUUCCUGCAUACUUUGCCUCCUUUUGCGUCGUCGUCGUCGUCGUCGUCGUCCUGCUCCACCACCUCACGCGCACUCGGGUGAUAUGCAACGGCAGCGCGCACGUUCUGUCGUCGCGUUAUUCUCGACGUCGUGGCAGCGCGCGUCGCCGUGCGCUUUGUGGUGUUGUGAUAUAAUUUUUAUAGUCGAGUCGGCUCGACAGUCGCAAAAACGCAACGCAUCCGAUAUGCAACGGAACGCAUUUUCGGACGCGGCCCGAGUCGAUCCGAGUAGCGUCCGAUCGCGCGUCCAGCAAUAGUUUUUUGAAAACUAAACAUUUUUGUUGAAAAAAAUAAAAUAAAAUAAAAUACACACACACACAAAUAUUUUUGUUGAGUUGAAAAAAAAGUAUACAAAAAUAAUAAAAACAAGAACUUAGCGCUAUAUAUUCAAAAAAUAUAUAUACAUAUACAAACAAGAAAAAAAUUAUAAUAAUUUACAAAAAUCAAAUGAAAUUACAAAGAAAAUAAAUUACAAAAACAAAAAAAGUUGGCAAAAAUGAAAAUGAGUUUUUAGUAUUUUACAAAGACACAAAACAUAUGUAUAUACAUACAACUGUAGUAAAACAUAAAGUGCAAUCAAAGAGAGUAUAAUACAAAAAUUAAAAGAAUACGAAAUAAUUACACAAAAUCACAACAACAACAAGAGCAGUGAACAUAUAUGCCAACAAAACACAAAAAGCGUGUGUGGCAUGCAACGCAUGAAAUUUGUAGCAAGUAAGCGUUUGUAAAGCGACAAAAGUUUGCAAGAAAGCAUAUACAACAACAAAAAAUAUAACAACAAACAAACACAGUUGCCAGAUAAUUAAAAAAGUAAAUUUCCUUUUUUGCUUUUGAAUUAUUUGAACAAACAGAAAAACGACGUUUUAUUGCAAAUAUAUAUGAAACAGUUAUAUAGUAUAUUAAACAAAAACAACAACAAUAAUAAAUCAAACGCAACGUUUGUUGUAAAUAGCGGCAGCAACAGCGAACGGACAGCAGGCAGCAGACGACAACUGCAGUGGCCGCAAGCUUUCCAGCGCCACUCCAUUGCAUACCAGCCAACAAACAUACAUACAACAGCCACGCAGUCAGCAGCAGCAACAACAAUCACAAUAAUACGGCGUUUAAUUAAGCAAUACCUACGCGAUUGGCCCAUGGAAAAAUUGGCUUAGAACGGAUCGCUGAGGAGUUGAUGGAACGCAUGAAAUGGAAGCAAUAUCAAGAGCCAUUAACUACGCGCGUCCAUACAAAUCACACCGUACAAUCGCCAGCCGAAACAGCAGCAACAGCAGAAUUGCCACCAGCAACAGCUGCCGCCAAUACAGCAGCGACCUCAGUAGCCCCACAAAUCCCAGUAGAACGGCAGACAUCCACAGAGUACAGAUCGAUAGCAGACGAUCAACAACACAACAUUCAGCUUGGAGGAGACAAGAAGAUUACACAUUUACAGCAACAAGAAUUGAUCAACGAUCUCGCAGACGCCAAGAGUGCGCAGAGUGCAUCAUCACCCCAACUACACGGUCAGAGCAACGGCACUACAGUAGACAACUGCAACAACAGCAGCAGCAAACACGAUCUGCCAAACGAGGAGCAGACACACGAACGCACAGUCGAAGGCGGAACGAACGCCACAGAACAACAACAAAACAAAGGAAAUACGCAACAAAGCAACUGCGUAGAAGACACCAUCAAGGGUAAGGAGAAUCGAGCGGUGCAAGCUGUUGCAGACAAUACAACAACAUCACAUAACCACAACCAACUUCACCAUAAUAACAGUAAUAGUUUUACAUUAAAUAAUAAGACAAAUUGUGGCAACCACAACGGCAACAACAACAACAACAAUAAUAAUACAACAAUAAAAUCAACAAAUACAACAUCACACACAAACAUCACAAGCGUUAACGCCAAUCAGAAUAGCUUGUCAACUGUAACAACAUCACCACCGUCAACGCAUCCACCGCAGCGUGCCACUGAAGCGUCUGAGCGACAGCGUACGCCCACCGUUGAACCGGUCGAUUGGAAACCGAAUGAGAAGUGUUAUUUUUGUGUGGACGGCAGAUUACUCACGGUGAACACGAAGGGUGAACUAGUUGCCGAGCCGGCGGGCCCAAUAGUGUCCGCCGUCGGCGGUGAUCCAGUGGAACACGUUCACAGGCAGCUUGAGACCGAUAGCGAUUCGAAUGAAUCAGCGCAUGUGAAUUUGGUGACAACUGCGCCUGUAGUUAACAACAACAACCACAAUAUAAACAACAACAGCAACAGUAAUAUAAAUAACAAUAACAACAACAAUAAAAACAACAACAAUCGCAUCGACUGGAACAAGCUGUUGACGACACGUUUAGUUGAUUUGCCAGCGAAUAUGACUUCAAUGGAUUCAAUGGCCGCGCAGUUAGCAGUCAUUUCUGGUUACCCAAAUUUUAAUUGGCUACAAUUGAUGCAGCAACAACAACAACAGCAAGAACAGCAGCCACAUCCCGCACCGAUACAACAGCAACAACCAAGACAGCCACAGCAGCAGCACCAACAACAACAACAACAGCAACAAAUAAGUUCGGCGACACCAACUACCUCAGAGACAUCGGCCGCCGCUGUUAGUCCACCACUCAAGGAUUCGCCCAGUCCCAGUGAUGCAACCGGUGAACAACCCUUAGAUCUUAGUUCGAAACCAUCACCAAAUUCGUCUAUUAGCGGCGAUUUGAAGUCAGAGCGCUCUAAGACGAUGCGCGCCACGCCCAUACUCUCUUCACGUCGCCCGUGCACCGAAAACGCGCUAAGCAGCGCCGUACAAGAAUUACUCAGUGGAAAGUAUAACACAAGUAAACCGCCAGAACAAUACGCCAGCAGUUCCAGCGUGAGCCCAGGACGCGCCAGAUCCAACCGCAUCGGAAUGAGUGGUAGACGCGCUAAUGUGCAUCUCGCCAACGCGCUCUUACACGGCAUGGACGUGGACAAGGAUAUGUCCGGCGAUGAAUGCAGCACUGGAGAAGGCAAUGCAGGCAUAGCUGGUGGACAUGGGAGUAAUGCCUCAACACCGCAACCGGAAAUCGCCACACACACUACACUAGAGGAGUUAGCCAACCGACUGACGUCGCAUUCGUUGCGGAAAUAUUGUGUGAAUAAUGGCAGCGGUGAUGCGGGGCGACGUGAAAUCGGCAAUGAUGCGGGCAAUUGCAAUGAUUUGUCCCCAAAGCCGAAUAAUAUGUAUAUAGAUGGCGCCAAGUGUGACACCGGUACACCAUCGAGCAGCGCUACGCCACAACCGCAGCAAUCACCGCCAUCGGCUGGACUUGAUCCCACAUUAGCGAUUUUGCAGGCAUUUCUUUUUACGCUCACCAGCUUUGGCGCUUUUCAGCAACGUGCCGAUCAGCCGGUGACGUUGCGUGAUCUGGUGGCCAACCUGAAGGAUAUGUUGGAAACGCAUACAGCGGGAGAUUUGAGUGUGGAGGGUCUUUUUAGUAAUGGCAAACCGAAUAUAAUGGAUCAACCGUUGUUGGCGCAAAAACUACAACAACAAACGUCAGCGUAUGCGACACAACGUCUGCCCAAAUCAGAUACACCCGAGACUACAAGUUCGAUGGAUCACCAUGAGCCGAUUGGUGAUGAUCUGGCUGCGUCGAUUCUUAAGAUUCCGUCCUAUAAGCCAGUGGCAGGCACGCCGACAGCCUCGUCGGGUGCAGCACGUGCCUCAUGCUCGCCAUCUUUACUGUGCAACAAUUCCACCGCCAAUUCCAUGCCAAAUCCCAACGGCGAUAGUCCGCAUUCCGCGCCCUCACCACGCAUCGCCAACUCUAUGCUGGCCGCUGCAGUGGCGGCCGCUAGCAAUAAUGGCAACUCUGCAUCUGCCGGCCGUCAGGGUAAUGAUCUGUCUGUCAUUUCGCCGCCAUUAAUGCAGCACCGCCAAUCACCACCGUCGUACAGUUUUCGCGAUAUGAUCGCACAUGGCAUUCACCGCACUAUGAACGAGCAAGCCAAUCAAGAAGCCCAUGCCGCGGCCGCUGCUGUUGCUGCGGCUUCAGCACCAAUGCUGGGCUUGUGUUUGGAUAUGGAACGUUCGACUAACAACAAUAGCGGCAGCAGUGUGGAUCAUAAGAAACCGACCAUAUCGGUGGUGAAGAAUAUAGGUGGUACCGAUACAGCACGGUUUGGUGCUGUACCCAAUGUGUUGGCUGGUUCCAGUGUGGCUGGUAGUAGUAGCAGCACGCACAAUUCACAUGGCUACCAUCAGGCGCACAUGCAUCACCACCUGCCACACCACCUAAGUCGUCAAGAAGCUGCAGCGCUGGCAGCCGGCAAAGGUACUCGACCCAAACGUGGCAAGUACCGCAACUAUGACCGCGACAGUUUAAUCGAAGCAGUGCGUGCGGUGCAACGCGGUGAAAUGUCGGUGCACCGUGCAGGCAGCUACUUCGGUGUGCCACAUUCAACACUCGAGUACAAAGUAAAGGAACGACAUUUGAUGCGACCGCGUAAACGUGAGCCCAAACCGCAGCCUGGACUAGAUGGUAGCAGCAGCACGACAACGGGCAAAUCAAACUCCAACAUUCCUGGUCAUCACAACAAUCUGAGCAAAAUCAAGUUGGGCAACGCUGCCAGCAGUAGUGUCAAUUCCAAGCUCAACGAAGCGCAUAAAGGCAAUAGUAACUCAGCGGCGGCCGCAUUCCCAACCACUGCACCGAAUGGCAUGAAAAUGCCGCUCUUCGAUCCUAUCCAAUAUCCGGCACAUCUAUUUUGGAAUCACUCGCCAGCCUUCAGCCAAAUGCAAAUGGAAUUCAAUCGCAAUGCAAUGGCUGCGCAAAGUGCCGGUGCUGCCAGCGCGGCACAACGCUACACCGAAGAAACAUUACGUGGCGUUGGUGGCACAUCGGCGGGUACGCUUUCAAACGCCAACAGUCCCAGUCCUAAUGCCAGUCCGUUGUCCACAGCGGCAAGUCAUUCACUCAAUAUGAAAAGUGCGCGUGAACUUGCCGAGAAUUUGUAUGAGAGUGCUGGUGCAAAUGGUUCCUCAAUACUCGACGGCAUCAUAAGGAAAACACUCGAUCGCAAAAGCACCGAUGUAGGACCGCCAAAUAGCGCUACCGCCGGUGGCGCACUACUCGACCAGUUGCUGGUCAAUAAAAGUGCGCUACCACCAUAUGCCAGCAACAACACUAACGAUCAUCGCUCACCGAAUGCCAUGAGUAACCUACGCGCUAAACGUGCCGGCAGUCCGUUGGCAUAUACCGAAAUUAAGCGUGAACGCGGCAGUCCACCACACAGUAGCGGCGAUGACGAUGAUGACGACGCCUCACGCAGCGGCAACGACGAAAGUAGUUAUGAGCACAAUAACAACAACAACAGCAAAAGUAGUUACAUCGGCAAUAAUGAGUUACACCUGCAGCAUCAACACUUACACCACCAGCAACGUAGUCGCAGCCGCAGUCGCUUAACCUCCCACGACUCCGCCGAAACCGAUACGAGUAGCAUACCAAGCGAGCUCAUGCCCAAUCACAAUAACGGUAACAAACUUGCUGCCGAUCUGAAUGGCAAUGGCGGCAGCAGUAUAUUACCCAAAGUGGAACCACCACUGGAUUUUGGACACGCGCCGCCCGCGUUGGGCAGCACAUCAAUACUACAGGAAAAGUUGGCGCAAAUCAAGGCCGAGCAGGAGAGUGAAGAGCACUUAUAGAGAUGAAUGAUCUGGCAAUACGGCAUGCCAUUAAAUUAGUGGUACUAACCGCUAACGAGUUGGGGGUGACAAUUAAUAAUGGUGCUGAUUUAGGCUCAGUGAACGGGCGCGUAGCCAGACGGCACCGACAGGCGUACAAAUCUACUUUGAAUCCAAGUUGAAAGGGCAUGGAAAUGGGCGCAGCAGUAUACUGUGGAACUGCAGGCAUACUCUAGGAAAGCUGUUGGACGAAACUAUUUGAACUUGUGGCACAUGCUAUGUAGUACGAAAGUUGGAAUCCGCGAUCAGAGAUCGUCGUACGGUAAAUGGUUCAAAACAAGCUUAGUCAAAAUUUAAGUGAGGGAAUUUAAGCACUUAGUAUAUAAUUAUCUAACAACACACAAACGUGCAGACAUACAUACAAUUAGUACAUACAAACAAAUAUAUAAUAUGGUAAUAUAUAUCUGUAUAUAGGAAAAAUACAUAACUGAGAAGAACAACAACAUUCGAGCAUAUAGACAUAUAUGUAUAUGUGUAUGAAUGGAAUGUACAGUUUACGUAUAUCCACACAACAAAUCGACAGACGAAAGAAGAACAUAAGAUGAGAAUGAGGAAAAAACAAAAACAAAUUUUAAUUAAUAUAUACAAUAGCAGUAAUACUUAUAUAUGUGUGUGCAUUUAGCCAGAAAACGCAUGUACUAUGUAUUUAUAAAUAAUAAGAAGUAAAAUCAAAGUAAAGUAAUGGGCGUGAGGGCGUAAAAAACCAAAAAGCAAAUCAAUAAAUAAUGGCUAACACUGUAGACGAGAAUGCAUAAACAAAGUAAAUAAAAGAAUAUGUGAACAAGCGAUAAUAUACAUAAUACAGAUAUAAGUAAAAGUAUAGUAAAAUCAACACUAAACUAACACACACAAGAAGGGUAAAAUAAAUAGGUAACAGUAAUAAUUAAUUAUACAAUCCAACAAUAAUAUAAAAUAGUAAUAGUAUGACAACAAAAACAACUUAAUAUAUAUCAGUUGCAGAGAUCAUAGAUAUAAAUAUAUAAAACAGAGAAGAAUCUAUGUAUAAUAACAAAAACAAAAACAAAAAACAACAACAAAAAGAUACUGAACAUUUUUUCUGUUUCGUUUUCUGACAAUCGACAAAUAGGCUCUCCUUGUACAAAAACAAAACAAAUGUAGCUAACUACAUAACUACAUAACAAAACACAACAAAAACAUAAAAAUUAGUAAUAAAAUAGCAAACCGAAAAUAAUAAUACAAAAGCUAAAUCAAAACACACAAAACAAAACCAAAAAAAAAAAAAACACAAAAUAAAAUGAAAUAAAAAUUAAAGAAAAACAAAACAAAAAA
This is a messenger RNA of Zeugodacus cucurbitae (melon fly), 9351 nucleotides long. It is a transcript of the gene Eip93F, whose product is annotated as myb-like protein A. NCBI's taxonomy places the organism in Eukaryota, Metazoa, Arthropoda, Insecta, Diptera, Tephritidae. The transcript is spliced from 7 exons. Gene Ontology annotation, molecular function: DNA binding. The record is from RefSeq and is a predicted model, not a curated record. Gene Ontology annotation, cellular component: nucleus. The coding region runs from base 3550 to 8022 and encodes 1490 amino acids. Gene Ontology annotation, biological process: regulation of transcription by RNA polymerase II.